UGACAAGUCGUGGAGGAAACCUAGCAUUCCAUCCUGAGUUUGUAAAGAGUAGUGUCGAAGUUUCAGAGAAACCAUGAAGAAUUUGAAGGCUUUCAAUUUGCUAGGGCUUCUGUUUGCCCUUGUUCUCAUCUCUUCCGCUGUCACAGCUGAUGAGAAAUCCAAAGAGGAGAAUAAAGCUGUAGUGGAUGGGGCAACAAAGGAGACGAAUCCGGUGCCAGUUGAUGACGUAAAACAAGGUCCAGGGGGAGGAUAUUGCGGGCGCUGCUGCUGGAAACAUGGCUACCAUUAUUGUGGUAGUCAGUGUUGUUGGCCUGAGAAAGAAGAAACAGAAGCUGUAGGCGAGGCCGCCGCUGAUGCCAACCCUGAUGGAUAUGGCUGGGGAGGCGGACGAGGUGGCGGUGGCUGGGGAGGCGGAAGAGGAGGCGGUGGCUGGGGAGGGGGACGAGGAGGCGGAAGAGGUGGCGGUGGCGGACGAGGAGGAGGUGGUGGCUGGGGAGGAGGAGGCAGUGCAGCAGCUUAUGAAGCCAACCCUGAUGGAUAUGGCUGGGGAGGGGGACGAGGAGGCGGAAGAGGUGGCGGUGGCUGGGGAGGUGGAAGAGGUGGCGGUGGCGGACGAGGAGGAGGUGGUGGCUGGGGAGGAGGAGGCAGUGCAGCAGCUUAUGAAGCCAACCCUGAUGGAUAUGGCUGGGGAGGGGGACGAGGAGGCGGACGAGGUGGAGGUGGCUGGGGAGGCGGACGAGGUGGAGGUGGUUGGGGAGGGGGUAACUGA
Rosa rugosa (rugosa rose) is the source of this 769-nucleotide messenger RNA. Its product is annotated as putative glycine-rich cell wall structural protein 1. The coding region runs from base 74 to 769 and encodes 231 amino acids. The transcript has 2 exons. The record is from RefSeq and is a predicted model, not a curated record. NCBI's taxonomy places the organism in Eukaryota, Viridiplantae, Streptophyta, Magnoliopsida, Rosales, Rosaceae.